Molecule: messenger RNA, 4647 nt
Organism: Zeugodacus cucurbitae (melon fly)
Lineage: Eukaryota; Metazoa; Arthropoda; Insecta; Diptera; Tephritidae
Gene: c12.2
Product: von Willebrand factor A domain-containing protein 8
Exons: 10
Coding region: 119-4369 (1416 amino acids)
Cellular component (GO): cytoplasm
Molecular function (GO): ATP hydrolysis activity; ATP binding
Source: RefSeq, a predicted model, not a curated record
UCCUUAAUUAAUUAUUUAGCAGCUGCAAAACGUGCAGGGGUUGUGUUUGGUUGUGGUUUUUUCGUUUUGGGCUUCGUAAUCAAAAUUUAAAGCUUUUCCAAUUCUUUAAAAUAGUAAAAUGCUGCUAACAUUAAACCGUAUACCAAAAGUGACAACCACAUUGCUAUGGCAAAAUAUGAAAGUGAAUGUGAAACCAUUUACACCCGUUUUUACGAAGUUUUAUACCACAACAUCAGAGGAGGCCAUGGCUGCCAGUGAUAAAACUAAAGUUACUAGUGAACGUAUUAAAAUCGGUGAUGUAACCAAAGAUUUGAAGCCGCCAAAGAAUCCAGAAUUAAUGCCACAAAAAUAUGUUCAAUACAACGAGGAUGGCACACUACAACUGACACAAUCCGCUUUACAUCAUUUGCGUUGGAUGCUGCAAAAGGAUAUCCUAAAACAGGAUAUGUUCCUUAUUGGACAGCCGGGUUCGCUAAGGCGACAACUGGCCAUGCAAUAUCUGGAGUUAACGCAGCGUGAAUUGGAAUACAUUGCCUUAAGCAGAGACACCACCGAAAGCGAUUUGAAGCAGCGAAGGGAAAUCAAAGAUAAAGCAGCCAUUUAUUAUGAUCAGUGUGCUGUGCGUGCGGCUGUGAAUGGACGUGUCCUUGUGCUUGAUGGUGUGGAGCAUGCCGAGCGCAAUGUAUUGCCCAUAUUGAAUAAUUUACUUGAAAAUCGUGAAAUGCAUUUAGAGAAUGGCAAAUUUUUAAUGGCACCCGAACGUUACGAUAAAUUAUUGGAGACAUACACGAAGGAGGAAUUGGACAAAUUGGGGGUGCUACGCGUUUCUGAAGAUUUUCGUGUGGUAGCGUUGGGAUUGCCUACGCACAAGUAUAAAGGCACGCCAUUGGAUCCACCUUUGCGUUCACGCUUUCAAUCGCGCAAUGUCUCACAUCUAGCAUUUGAUGAGAUGCUAAUCGAUCUGCAGACACUGGCUCCAAAUGCACCUGUGGAUAAGCUUAAAAGUUUAGUAAGCUUUGGCAUGGCAAUUCAGGCUGCGGAACAGGUUGAUAAUCUGCCUGACUUUCCGCUUGACAAUCUUCAUCUCGUUGCUAAAAUGAUGCAACAAAAUCCACACAUCAGCGUACACGACGCCAUUACACGCAUCUAUCCAUAUCAGACAUGCAUGAAGAAAGAACACAUUGAACGCGUAAAGACCUUAUUAAAAUCUUUAAAAAUAAAUCCACUGGAUCACAAACCUGUAAAAAGUGUCACUGUAGCCAAGACGAACGAGCAGACACCAGAUAUUCUACAAUUUCAAAUCGACGAUGUGUCCAUCGCAGCACCUGGUAGUCAUCGCGUUGCUGCAACGCAAAAGCUGAAAGAAUUUGUGGAUCUUGAUCACCAACGCAAUGUAUUAGCAGCAAUGAUACAAUCCAUUGCUGUGGGCGAUAUUUGUUUAAUUGGUCAAAAGGGUGUUGGUAAGAUGACGCUCACAAAUCACUUGGUAAACCUACUGAAUCAGUCGGUGGAUACAAUGAUACUCUAUGAAGACAUAACAUCGCGUGAUUUAAUACAACAACGUAUUACUUCGCCGGAAGGUGAUACCGUAUGGCGUGAUUCACCACUGGUGCGUGCAGCCAAAUAUGGCUCCAUCGCCGUGUUGAAUGGCGUGCAUCGUUUGCAUAAGAGCACGGUUACAGCGUUGCAACGUUUAAUACAAGAUCGCGAAUUGCAACUCUGCGACGGCACAAUUCUACUGCAACCGGAACGUUAUAACGCACUCCUUCAGCAGGGCCACACUAAACUGGAAUUGGCCGAAAAGAAUAUCAUGAAAAUACACGACUCCUUCCGCAUUAUUGCGCUGGGUGAACCACCAAAUCCUAGUCAACCCGCACAAAAUUGGCUUACCUCGGAAAUGUUAAGCCUCUUCCUCUACCUUGAAGUGCGUCCACUGCAGCAGAGCGAAGAGUUUGAAAUCAUACGCAAGCUCUAUGGCGAUGUCGAUGCGGAUAUACAUAAAAUCAUUGACUUGUCGCAUAAUUUGCGUGAGUCCCAUGAUGCCACACUUACGAACCUCGCUGGCACAUUGUCCACACGUCAACUCUUGAAGAUUGCGCGUCGCAUGUCAGCCUUCCCCAGCAGCAGCAGCGGCCAGCAAGCGAGUACUUUAACCUCCGCCUAUGAUAUACUGCAGAAUACUUUUCUCGCCAAAUUUAUGCUCGCUUUGCCUCGCGCCGCACUUGAGGAUGCCAUAGCGCGUGCCGGCAUUGAGAAGAGCAGAUCAGCGUCGGGUGUGCGACGCAAAAUCAACGUCGAAAACAAUGUGUUGACCAUAGGCAACACCAGCAUGCCGCUGGUCGCCACAGACGCCGAGUCGAAGGUGCCAAGCACGCUGUUUUACGAGAUGCCACAACAUGUGGAGCUCUUGGAGCGCUUGUUACAAGAUUUCAUAAUCGGCGAUCACCUGCUGCUGGUGGGUAACCAAGGUGUGGGCAAGAACAAGCUCAUCGAUAAGCUGCUGCAGUUGAUGAAUAAGCCACGUGAGUACCUGCAGCUGCAUCGCGAUACGACGGUGCACAGCUUAACGGUACAGUCGACGCUACGCGACGGUCAGGUCAUCUAUGAGGAUAGUCCGCUGGUGAAAGCAGUCAAGAGUGGGCAUAUAUUGGUCAUCGAUGAGGCCGAUAAGGCGCCUGUGAACGUGACAUGCAUCUUGCGCACGCUCGUUGAGAAUGGCGAAAUGUUUCUCUCAGACGGUCGUAAGAUUGUGCCAGCCGGUGAGGCGGAGGCAGCUAGAGAUGCUGGUCACACUGGUGAAAUCAUUGAAAUGCAUCCGAACUUCCGUGUUAUAGUUUUGGCCAACCGACCAGGCUUUCCCUUCCUUGGUAAUGAUUUCUUCGCUUCGCUGGGUGAUGUCUUCAGUUGUCAUGCCGUUGAUAAUCCCUCACCUGAUUCAGAAAUAUACCUCCUACAGAAGUAUGGCCCCUCAGUACCAAUGAAAACACUCGCCAUGCUGGUCAAUGCUUUCGGCGAGCUGCGCACAAUGGCCGAUGAGGGUCUCUUAAACUAUCCAUACUCCACCAGAGAGGUGGUGAAUAUCGUGAAACAUUUGGAGAAGUAUCCAAACGACUCCAUGUCCGAAUUGGUUGGCAAUGUAUUGGACUUCGACAAGUACCAACCCGAGGCGCUAGAACAGGUGACCACUGUUUUGUCCAAACAUGGGCUCCCUAUCGAAGCCUAUGCACGCAAUGAGCUAUUUGCAUUGCGUCGCAAGAAGGAAAUCCAAUUGACGGUGGAGCGCACAAGUGGUCUGGGUGUCUCCGGCCCUAAGUAUGGUAAAGUGGAUCCGAAAAAUGAGCCACAUGUGGGAGGUAAUACUUGGGCUGGUGGUAGUGGUGGUCGCGACACUGCUGGACUCGGCGGCAAAGGUGGUCCGUUUCGUCUUGACGCUGGGCACAAAGUGCAUCAACUCUCCGACGAGGAGAAGGACGCCAUACCCGAAGAAGUGAAGCGUGCUGCGCGUGAAAUGAAUCGCAAGGCGUUCGAAGAUAAGUUGAAGGAGAUACGCAUGUCAGCGCAUGAUCACAAUUUAUAUGCACAAUUCAGCGAACCCAAUCGUAAGCAAGUGCAGCAGCUGAAGGCCGUUUUGGAGGCCAUGCAGACGAAGAGUAAAGAGCGCCAGUGGCAGAAGUACCAAACGCAUGGCGAACUGGAUGACACGCGUUUAAUUGAGGGUAUUACGGGCGAAAAGAAUAUCUACAGACGACGCGCUGAAGCCAAUCCCUGGGCCGAUCAUGUGCAGGAAAAACCCAAUCGAUUGAAGCUGGUAGUCGAUGUUUCCGGUUCCAUGUACAGAUUCAAUGGUUAUGAUGGACGUUUGGAUCGUGAACUCGAAGCCGUUGUCAUGGUUAUGGAAGCUUUCGAGGGUUUCGAAAAGAAGAUCGUCUACGAUAUCGUUGGUCACAGCGGCGAGGGUUGGGAAAUACCCUUUGUCUGCGCAGGCAGUCCACCGAAAACGGACAAGGAACGUUUCGAGACCAUACGCAUGAUGCAUGCACACUCACAGUUCUGCUGGUCGGGUGAUAGCACGGUGAAGGCUAUCAAAGAAGCCGUCAACACCUUGUCGAACGAAGAGUACGACAACUCAAUCGUGGUGGUACUUAGCGAUGCGAAUCUGUCACGUUACGGCAUACAACCGCGUGAUUUGGCGAAGGCUCUAAUGAAUGGUGAACCCAAGGUGAAAGGUCACGUGCUUUUCAUUGGCAGUUUGGAGGAGGAGGCCGAUCUUAUAAAUGCGCAAAUGCCGGCUGGUCACAGUUACGUCUGCAUGGACUUGUCGAAAUUGCCACAGAUCCUAAAGCAAAUCUUCACAUCCUCAUUGUUGUGAUAAUCUGCUAACGAAAAUGUGUAUAAAUAUGUUUCUUUAGCAAAUAUUAGCGUAAGUCAAAAGUAGUGAAAUUUUUUGAAAAUGUAAUUUUGUUUCGCAUUGCUUGUAUUUAGUACAAGAAAAAAAUGUUGACAGUUACAUAUAUAUAUUUAAUGCGACUAUGAUAUUUGUUGAAAAACGUGUUUAUUUUUAUAACCAGUGAGUGCAUUUAUAAAUCAUUGUUACUAUAUUUGUAAGUUUAAAAAGAAAUAUAUUUAUUUUUAAUAAUUUCAAACCAA